CGCUUUCUUCAUCUGCCACAUCCGAGAACUGGGAUCCCGUCACUCUUCUUGCCUACCGAAUCGCCUGAUAAUGAGAAUUUAGAAGGGUCACAAUCUCGGAUACUCGAGGUCCAAUGUGUCUCUCCUGACGUACAACGGUCAUGGUUCAUUGACAACCACGUUGAGUCUAAUGGGGAACUUCUAUUAUUCACACCGAUAGAUCCAGCAUUCUUGCUAAUCCCAUUCCUACGGGCUGCAUUCCCCAUUGUAUAUGCUGGUUUGGAACACCGAUUCCGAACACUGGACGAUAUACUCGAAGAAGCGGCAAAUCGAUUAUACCCUCCUGACUCUCUCGUCCAAUCCUCCCCCAGUCAAUCCAAUGAGAACUCCAAACAAAACACACAAUCAAUAGCUGCAGAUAUCACUUCCCUUUCCUCCCUCCCAUGCAUCCGAACAGCCUUCAAUCGUGCCUGCGAAACAAAACAAAUUGCAGAAGACGUUGUGAUGUACAAGUAUUCCGAACGUAAAUUAUUAGAUUUGCUCCAAGCAAAAGUAGGAAAACUGGUAGACCCAAGAACAUUUGGUGCCUUCCCAUCGUUCUCUAGGCCGCUUGCUCGCCUAGGGUUAUACAAGGAACAGGAGAAUGGUCGUGCUAAUGGACAGCAAUUAGAAUCUGUUGCGGCAUUGGCAAGGUUAAAAGUCGCCUGUGAUGCAGUCUCCCAAUACCUGUCUCCCGACCUCAGCCAAAUAUUAAGGGACAGCUAUGACCUGCAGGAGCUCGAUAAAUAUGUGGCCAAGCUUGCAGCUGAAGAAUCGCCUUCAUUAGAGCAAACAAUCAACAACAAAAAGAAGGCUUCAGCUCCGAACACUAAAGCCAAUCCCAAGGAGGUCAAAAAAGCCAAAGGAUCCAGAGGCGUCGAAGCACUCAAGAAGGUGGAUACAAGUGGCAUGAAUAAACUAUCAAAGUUCUUCAAGAAGGAA
Cantharellus anzutake is the source of this 960-nucleotide messenger RNA. Its product is annotated as ribonuclease H2, subunit B. Gene Ontology annotation, cellular component: ribonuclease H2 complex; nucleoplasm. NCBI's taxonomy places the organism in Eukaryota, Fungi, Basidiomycota, Agaricomycetes, Cantharellales, Hydnaceae. The annotation marks the transcript as partial. The record is from RefSeq and is a predicted model, not a curated record. The transcript is spliced from 7 exons. Gene Ontology annotation, biological process: ribonucleotide metabolic process; RNA catabolic process.